This is a messenger RNA of Nicotiana tabacum (common tobacco), 5036 nucleotides long. RefSeq names its product protein SUPPRESSOR OF GENE SILENCING 3-like. The record is from RefSeq and is a predicted model, not a curated record. Gene Ontology annotation, biological process: defense response to virus; regulatory ncRNA-mediated gene silencing. Lineage: Eukaryota; Viridiplantae; Streptophyta; Magnoliopsida; Solanales; Solanaceae.
GAGGUGGAUGUGCGGGCACACUAGGAUAGACAAGAUCAGGAAUGAAGAUAUUCGGAGAAAGGUGGGUGUCGCCCCUGUGAUGACAAGAUGCGGGAAACGAGGCUCAGAUGGUUCGGGCACGUGUAGAGGAGAAGCAUCGAUGCGCCGGUGAGGAGGUGUGAGCGGUUGGCCGUGGUGGGCACGAGAAGAGGUAGAAGGAGACCUAAGAAGUAUUGGGGAGAGGUGAUCAGGCAAGACAUGGUUCGUCUGCAGAUUUCCGAGGACAUGGCCCUUGAUAGGAAUGCCUGGAGGACUAGCAUUAGAGUUGUAGGAUAGGGGUAGUAGAGCUUGCCUUUCUGCAUGCCGGGGGCGAGGCGGGGUUGGAUUGGGGUUGAUCUUAGAUGGUUGGCAGUUUAUGUUGAACCCACACUAUUCUUGUUGUUUAUCUUAGAUUCCCUAGACUCUGGCUACUGUUAUUGCAUGUCAUUCAUCUUUUGAUUUUUAUGCUUCUGUUACUAUAAUGAUUUUUACUGGAGUUACCAAUGAAUUCUUUUUUCUUUUCUUGUUUUCCUUGUUUUUCUCUAUUUCCGUCAUUCUGAGCCGAGGGUCCAUCGGAAAUAGCCUCUCUGUCCUAUCAGGCCAGGGGUAAGGUCUGCGUAUACACUACCCUCCCCAGACCCUACUAUGUGGGAUUUUACUGGGUAGUUGUUGUUGUUGUUGUUGAUUGCCCGUUACUGGAGUACUUGGUAUUGCAGAUAUCAUAUAGUUUUUUAAGCAAUAUUCAAAUUAUUGCUCCCUGUUUGAAAUCCUUUGACUUCGCAAAAGGUUCUGUUUUUCUAAUAAAUUCUCCUCUUCUUCCGAAACUUUCACUUGUGAAUACGGAUUUUUCUAUGGGGCAUGGAAAAUAUGGUCUUGCCAAGUUUUUUGAGUCUUUUCCUGCUCUCAAGGCAUCUCCACUUGGAUUAUUGUGUGGUGUCCAGUCCUUGGUUGCAGGUGAAGUACCAAAAGAGCUCCCCUCUGCUCUUACGCGUCUUUACUUAUCUGAUGUUUGUGUAGAUGAAGGUUGGACUUUAUGUGCUCUUUGCUUGAUCAGAAGCUCCCCAUAUUUACAAGAAAUUGAAGUUCAGGUUGUGGACAAAGAAAAUUCAUCUGUUUCCUACGGUCACACAAGUCGUGGUUGUUGCAGAUCUGCUUUCGCUAAGGAGAAACUCGAAAAAAAAAGGUUAGCUUCUCUACAUCAUCUUGGGGAUUAGUAGGUUGCGGACAAAGAAAAUUCAUCCGUUUCCUACCGGUAAUACAAGUCGUGGUUGUUGCAGAUCCGCUUCCGCUAAGGAGAAACUCCAAAUCCCAGUUCGUGUAGUUUCAUCCAGAUAUGAGUUCCAGCAAAAGGGUUGAGAAGUCUUCUAAUUCAUCAGGAAAGCAGAAAGCUAUAUGGGAAACAACUACUACACCAAUGGUCGAUGAUAUAAACGUAGGCGUAGAAGAUAUGGGGUUGAACUCUGAUCAAAAUGAUGGAUGGGUAGUGUGUGCUAGAAAGUCCAAGAACAAGGGUGGAAGUAGCAGUUUUGGGAAGAAUCAAUGGUUUCCUCAGAAUCCCACUCCAAAAGCCAAACUGGGAAUGCGUAACAAUAUUGUUGGAUCAUUAGGACAGGGUUCUAGGAAUAACUGGUCUACACCUAAUUAUCAUCCUCGAAUACCUGCUGGCAGAGAAUGCUACACACCAACACCCGCUGCAGUUCCUCCUGCCCUGAAGAAUGGUUGGGAUUGGUCAUCUGUCGCUCGUUCCAAUGAGGACCAAGAUACUUAUUCCCCUGUCGCUGAUGAUGUCAAGGCUUCCUGUGAACAUGAUGGGGAGGAUAAUGAAUCGGAUUUGCCUGAUGAUGACAGUGAUGAUGAGCUUCCGAGUGAUGACGACUUUGAUGAUCACUCAGAUGUGAAUGAAAUGAGUCAUGAGGCACGCAAGGAAAGUCGUUGGUUCAAGAACCUUUUCAAAUGUCUUGACAGUUUGACUGUCACUGAGAUUAAUGAUCCGGAACGACAGUGGCACUGCCCUGCAUGCAAAGGUGGUCCGGGUGCAAUUGAGUGGUUUCCAGGGAUACGGUCAGUGAUGAUCCACGCAAAAACGAAAGGAUUUAGGAUGAAAUUACACAGACAACUUGCUCAACUUUUGGAGGAAGAGCUGCGUCAGAGGGGAACUUCUGUUGUACCUCCAGGUGAAGUGUAUGGAAGAUGGGAUGGCGGCGAAUAUGAAGAUAAGGAAAUAGUGUGGCCACCGACGGUGAUUAUCAUGAACACGGUGCUUGAGAGAGAUGAAAAUGACAAGUGGAUUGGAAUGGGAAAUCAGGAGUUGCGUGAUUAUUUCAGCUAUUAUGCUGCUGUCAAGACAGCGCGAAGUUCAUAUGGUCCACAAGGCCAUCGCGGUAUCAGUGUAUUGAUUUUUGAGGCCACUCCCGUGGGAUACAUGGAGGCUGUACUUCUCAGUGAGCAGUUUUCUGAAAAAGGAAGUGAUAGAGAUGCAUGGGAACACAAUCCAGAUCGCUUUUAUCCUGGGGGGAAACGUAAGCUUUAUGGUUACAUGGCAGAGAAAAGAGACAUGGACAACUUUAACCGUCAUUCACAUGGGAAAUCAAGGCUGAAGUUCGAGAUUCGGUCAUUGAGAGAAACUGUUAUGAAUCCAGCGAUGCAGAUGUCGGAGGAUAAUCAACAGCUCAUAUGGUUCAAGAACCAAGCCACUAAGCACCAAAAGCGGGCUAAAGCUACUGAAGAGUCUCUAAGACUGGUGAGUGAAAAGCACCGUCAGACAGUUGAAGAGAACAAGAUUGUCAGACUGAGAACUAAGAUGCACCAUGAACGGAACAAGGAAGAGAUGGAGUAUCUAGAGCAGUUUUUCAGCGAUCAGUUGAAAAUGAUUUACGAUGCCAGGACCGCUGAGGAGGACAAGUUUGAAAAGAUACAGCAGAAACAGCGUGCGAUGAUCUAUCAAUCUAAUGCAACUAUUUCCUUGGCUGAGGAUCAUCGACUCAGGGCAGAGAAAGUUGCGAAAUUUAUCAAACUUCAGGACCAUGAAAUGGAAGAAUUUGUGGAAGAGAGGGAUAGUCUGAUAAGAGCUCAUGAAGAUAGGGUAGCUGCAAUGAGACGCAAAUACUGGCUGCAAUACUCGGAAGAGGUAGUUGCACUUGAGAAGUAUUUUGAUCUCGAACUGGCUAAGCUGAUGGGGAAGUACUCAUCAAAGCAAUCUGAGCAGGUCAACAGCAGUGAUGCCGUGUGACCCUAUAGUAAUACUAUUCAAGCGCCAUUUUAGCUUUAAAUUUCUGUGAACUUGGGAUCCUUCACUGACUUUUAUAAUCCUGGUCUGUCCAUGUGUUUUGAUGAUGCUAAAGAAAUGAUUCUAGUAGUUACAUUAUAUCCUAAAAGAUAUGGCUUGAACUAUUUGUUCUAGAAGUAACGAUGCACUCUAGCUGCUAUUAAGUCAUAUUUUCAGGGGUUUAAUUAUUUAUUUUUGGGUUGUGAAACCUGUCUGUCGCCUUAUGUUUGAUCACUUAACUGGUUGCUUUUCUUGGUAAUUGAAGGAUUCUGCAGUAUGUCUUCUAAUUCCUUUCUAAUUAUUACGUACUCUACUGAAAUUGUUUAUGAUCGACAUAUGCUCUAUCCAAUUCUGCAGAGAACUUGAUGGCUUCUUUGUGAAGGAAGGAACUUUUUUUUAUAUGCUCAAGUUCUAUCGAUUUGAUGAAAUUGUCACCAAAUCUCUUCUGCUACAUCUUGGUGAAAUAGAGAGUUUUAGAGUACGCAUUCCUUAUCACAUUUCAUUGGUGCUUCCUGAUAUGAACAAAUGGAUAUUAUAUUUAUCUUGGAGGAAAAUCAAGAAAUUAACCUUAACACACAAGUAUGUUACUUAUCGUCAUAAAUUACCUCCAUAUUUCUUCUCUUGUUUGGAUUUGACAUACUUGAAGCUCCAUAAUUUUGUUCUUUCAGCACCACUAGAGUUUUAAGGCUUCCUAAAUCUGUACCGAUUACUUCUUAAGGGGGUUGAGUUUACGGACAACUGUUUCGAAAGAGUUAUUUCUAGCUGCCCUGUUCUUAAAACACUUUCAUUGCACCGUUGCUUUGGUAUUCACCAUUUUAAUAUCACUGGUUCUAAUCUCAAGAGGUUCCUUAUCAAGGACGAUGAGAAAUUCAAAUCAAUCUCCUUAGAGAAUGCUUCUAACUUGUCUGAAGUGUCUGUUUCAUUGGAGAGAGUUGUAACAGGCAGGGAAGGCAAACCUGUUUCUGAUUUGGGUACAUUUGUGGAUACCCUGCCUAAAGUCAAAAUACUUCGUCUUAAUGGCAUGUUUCUGCAGCUCCUAGAUGAAACUCCUGUUCUGCCAAUGUUAUCGCCAUCAUCAUAAUCUCUAAAGAUUCUUGAACUCAAAAGGUGUGAACUUUAUGGACUUAAAUCCAGUAUCUGUAGCUGUCCGCCUACUUAUAAGUGCUCCCAACUUGCAAGAACUCUAUGUAGAGGCUUCUACAAUCGAGCUAAACCAGGAACAAGUCUCCGAUUAUCUAAAAUGCUUGGACUGCACAACUUUUCCCCUUAGCAAGCUUCAUCUGGUCAAAUUAACGAAUAUCUCAGCUUUCAUUCCCGAGUUUGAGUUUAUCCGAUUUAUUCUCUUUAGCUCGCCAUCACUUGUGACAAUGAACAUCCUGGAGCACCCAGAACUUGAAGCAGAAAAAGCAUUGAAUAUAGCUAGGAAGCUGCUCCAGUUGCGGCCACCAUCAGCAGUGUCUAUAGAUUUCUCAAGGGACAGCAAAACAUAAGUAUCAUAAUCUGAGUUUCAGGGAACUGGCAUUGGUGCAUGAUCUGUGGGAUGUUGACGUUCCAAUUCUUUUGGUUGGCUAGGAUAAAGAAUUCAGACGAAAUACUUAAUUAUGUGCAGAAGAAAAGAAUUUCCCCUUUAAGUCAUUCUAGCUAACAAGAUGCAUGACAUUUAUAGCAAGUUUGCUAAUGCUUUACUUGCUGCACAGCUGACAUUUAUGAUUUGAAUUCUUAGUCCUUUUCUUCAAUGCUUUGUGGUUUCAUA